This is a messenger RNA of Lampris incognitus (smalleye Pacific opah), 1437 nucleotides long. RefSeq lists its product as uncharacterized. NCBI's taxonomy places the organism in Eukaryota, Metazoa, Chordata, Actinopteri, Lampriformes, Lampridae. The transcript is spliced from 8 exons. Bases 1 to 1044 code for a protein of 347 amino acids. The record is from RefSeq and is a predicted model, not a curated record.
AUGCAGCAGAUAGUAGAAACUGUUACGGUGUCUACAGCAAAGAAGAAGAAUGAAACUCGUGCUCAGCAGAGCUGGGGCAAAAACGAAUUCAACUACAAGAGAUACAAAGUUGGUUUUUUGUUUGUGCGAGAAAUUGAGACGAUCCAGUGGACCACUAGACAUUGGACAGACGAGUGCGCAGCCAAGGAACAGAGGGCGGAAGUGGAGCAUCUCACCGUCAACACGAACUGUUCCAAUUCCACGCUGUCUCCAUUUCGUCACACAGUGUUGAUUUCUGCCUCAGACUUCGGCGCCAACAUGUGCAGAGAUGCUGAGAUGGCAGCUUGCUCUGUCAUCAGUUUCAUCAUCGCCACAACAACCUGCCUCUCUCUUUUCUUCUUCCAACCCAGUUACGCAUUUAAGGUGAAUCAGCCAGAGAGUCAGAUGGUGAACGCUCACAAUUCAUCUUCUAUCCGCUGUGAACACACAGCAGAUGUGAGGAAUAUAAUAGACGUCAGACUCAACAGGGUAAAACAGGCAGACCGUGUGAUGUGCUGCCAGAAGGGAAUGGCAAAAUGUUCGAAUAUCAUCUGUUACGAAGAGAAUCCCAACAGCUUUAUGUUUGUACUACUCAACAUUGGGAUGGAGAACAUGACCUAUACAUACGAGUGUGAGAUCAGUGUGGCGAUAGGCAGGGUGACUAAAAGGGAGAGAGGAUUGCCGACCAGACUGCUACCACAUCAGUUUACACCACAACGUCUACCUGCAAUGACAUCAAAUGGCUGCAUUGAGAAUGUGACACAUGGGCCAAACGAACCGUCUCAUCUGUCAGUUUCUAAGGCUGUUCCAACCACACUCUUCCCACCUGCUCCUGCUUUCCCAUUAAAGUGGAUUCUGAUUAUUCUGCUGGCUCUGGUCAUCCUCUACAGCUUUGUUAUCGUCUUCAUCUACAUAAGUCGAAGGAGGCGCAGAGGAGAGGCUGAUAUUGACUCUACCUACAUGGACAUGAGGAAAGCUCCUUUGGGGACAAGAGGCUCUUCAGGCAUUAAUAACCUAAAUGGCUAGCCGCUUGGACACCUGUCACUGUUAGAAGGGCAACAGAAACAUUUUUUCCCCCAUCGUUUUAAGGUGUGGACAAUUUGAAAGCCUGUUUGUUGUUAUAAAUACUUAGAACUACUCAAUGGGACAUGUUCUGAAAGUGUUUUUCGUUUUAUGAGCUUGAUUACAACAAGUUUGAGUAUUGGCUGUUGGACUGGAAUGUAAACUAAAUAAAUGUGCUUUGAAAAUCAAAAAAAAAAUCUCUGUGAAUCGGUUCAGUGAUAAAAAAUGAAGUCUUUAUUGGACAGGUUAAUGUAAAGGCGUGGCUUUGUUCAUAUUGUUAAAAAAGAUGUCAUGUUAAAGUCUGUUUCUUGUUAAAUGAAGACCUGUUUUAAAAUUAAAAAUAUCUUUCUGUCUUUG